Molecule: messenger RNA, 3171 nt
Organism: Diversispora eburnea
Lineage: Eukaryota; Fungi; Glomeromycota; Glomeromycetes; Diversisporales; Diversisporaceae
Source: the annotation of a GenBank genome assembly
AUGUUACCUCGAGCAUUUAAUAGAAAAUUAAUAGCACCUUCAAACAUUAUUUCAAAAAAAUUCUCUACGUCCGUAACAAAAAUAAACCAAUUAAUUUCGAAAAAUAAUAUUUUAACGCGAAUUCAAUCACCGAAUUUAUCAAAAUUAAACCAAAUUCGAUGUUUUUCUUCAUCCUCACAAAAGUGUGAUGCAUUCUCGUCGUUGGAUACUUUUCCACGUAGACAUAAUGGUCCUUCUAGUCCAGAAAUUAAAGAAAUGCUUGAUUCCAUUGGAGUUAAAGACAUGGACGAACUGAUAUCAAAAACAAUAUCUACUAAUAUUCUCAUAAAAAAGCCACUCUCUUUAGAAGAAGGUCUUACAGAAAGUGAACUAUUGAAACGAAUAAAGAGCAUUGCUUCAAAAAACAAAAUUUAUAAAUCAUACAUAGGCAUGGGAUAUACAGAUACAAUUGUACCCCCGGUUAUAUUAAGGAAUAUUUUGGAAUCACCUGCAUGGUAUACUCAAGUAAGCGAUCCUUCUUUUCUAAUCUUGUUUGAAAUUGCAGCCAGAAAGAACUUUCGCACAAAAGAAAUGACUUUCGUCGGUUUGCAGCGAAACUUUCGACUAUGCACAAUGCAAAUGAACAACUUGGGACUUAUUGUUAUUGUGCAUGAUUUACGUCGUCGUUUAGAAUCUCUAUUAAAUUUUCAAACCAUGGUUACCGAUCUCACGGGUAUGAACAUUUCAAAUGCAUCCCUUCUCGAUGAAGGAACAGCCGCCUCGGAGGCCAUGUUUAUUACCUUUUCCGUUGGGAAACGGGAACGUUUUACAUUUUUUAUCGAUGAAAAAUGUCAUCCGCAAACUAUUGAGUGCAUCAAGACACGUGCAGAAUGCUUUAAUAUUAAUAUUAUAGUCGGAGACGCAUUGAAAUUUGAUUUUGAACCUUGUGGAAAAGAUUUAUGUGGAGUUUUGAUUCAAUAUCCCACUACAGAUGGUUCUAUACUUGAUUAUUCUUCUUUCACCAAUAAAAUUCAUUCCUUAGGUGGUAAAGUGGUUUGUGCUACUGACUUGCUGGCACUUACCAUGCUUGUUCCUCCAGGUGAAUGGGGAGCGGAUAUUGCAAUUGGAAACAGCCAACGUUUUGGUGUUCCAUUAGGAUAUGGUGGCCCACAUGCUGCAUUCUUUGCUUGUAAAGAAGAAUAUAAGCGUAAGAUACCUGGUCGUUUGAUUGGUGUAUCGCGUGAUUCGUUCGGAAAUAAAGCAUAUAGAUUAGCUUUGCAAACUAGGGAACAACAUAUCAGGAGAGAAAAGGCAACUAGCAAUAUUUGUACGUCCCAAGCAUUAUUGGCGAAUAUGGCUGCUAUGUAUUGUAUUUAUCAUGGACCUAAGGGUAUUAAAGCAAUCGCUAAUCGUGUCCAUAAUUUAACUAAAGCUCUAGAAGCUGAAAUUAAGAAAAUUGGCUAUAAGGUUAAAACGGAACAUUUCUUUGAUACAUUAAAUAUUCAUAUCGAAGGCGGUUGUGAACAAAUUUAUCAAAAAGCAUUAAAUGAACAUAUUAAUCUUCGGAAAGUUGACAAAAAUUCUAUUGGCAUUACUUUGGAUGAAACUACCACAAAGGAAGAUUUAGAAAAUCUCAUUCGAGUUUUUGCUAAUGAUUCAAGUUACAAACCUAAUUUAUCGGAAGAUUGUAAUUCUUCUAUUCCUGAUAAAUUAAUUCGUACAACACCAUUUUUACAACAUUCUGUAUUCAACUCAUAUCAUUCAGAAACAAAGAUGUUGAGAUAUAUUUAUAAUUUACAAUCUAAAGAUCUUUCGUUAGUUCAUUCUAUGAUCCCACUAGGUAGUUGUACAAUGAAACUUAAUGCUACAACGGAGAUGAUUCCAAUUACCUGGCCUGAAUUCGCUAAUAUUCAUCCCUUUGCACCAACUGAUCAAGUUGGAGGAUACAAAAUUUUGCUUAAGGAACUUGAGCAUGAUCUUGCUGAGAUUACUGGAUUCGAUGGUGUUUCGUUACAACCUAAUUCUGGUGCUCAAGGAGAAUAUACUGGACUUCGUAUAAUAAAUGCUUAUCACAAAUCUUGCGGAAAUAAACGUGAUGUUUGUCUCAUUCCUGUUUCCGCGCACGGCACAAACCCAGCCUCGGCAGCGAUGGCAGGCAUGUCAAUCGUUCAAAUUAAAUGCGAAAAAAAUGGUGAUUUGAAUAUGAAAGAUCUUGAGGAGAAAGCUAUCAAAUAUAAAGACCGUUUAGCAGUAUUCAUGGUCACUUAUCCAUCAACAUAUGGUGUAUUUGAAACGAGAGUAGUAGAAGCUUGUGAGAUUAUUCAUAAAAAUGGUGGACAAGUUUAUAUGGAUGGAGCUAAUUUAAAUGCACAGAUAGGACUAUGUAACCCAGUCACCAUUGGAGCUGAUGUUUGCCAUCUGAAUUUACACAAAACAUUUUGUAUUCCACAUGGAGGAGGAGGUCCCGGAAUGGGCCCAGUUGCAGUGAAAUCCCAUCUUGUUCCUUUCUUACCUAGUCAUCCCAUUGUCAAAACUGGAGGAGAAAAGGGUAUUGGCCCUAUAGCUUCUGCACCUUAUGGUUCUGCAGAUAUUUUGCCGAUUUCGUGGGCAUAUAUUAAAAUGAUGGGUGGAAAUGGACUUAAAUCAGCGACACAACUGGCAUUACUUAAUGCUAAUUAUAUGGCAAAUCGUUUAUCAAACCAUUAUAAAAUUUUAUUCACGAAUCAAAAUGGAAUGUGUGCGCACGAAUUUAUUAUUGAUUUAAGACCAUUUAAAGAUAGUGCAGAUAUACAAGCCAUUGAUGUCGCGAAACGUCUUCUAGAUUAUGGUUUUCAUUCUCCAACAAUGUCUUGGCCAGUUCCCAAUACCAUAAUGAUUGAACCAACAGAGUCCGAAUCAAAAGCAGAAUUAGAUCGUUUUUGUGAUGCAUUGAUUGCAAUUCGAGAAGAAAUAAGCUUGAUUGAGAAAGGUAUACAACCCAAAGGUGACAAUGUUCUAACUAAUUCUCCACAUCCAAUACAAACAUUGAUUCAAGACACAUGGGAGAAAGCUUAUACAAGAGAACAAGCUGCUUUUCCAUUGAAAUAUUUAACACAACAAAAGUUUUGGCCGAGGGUAGGAAGACUUGAUGACACUUUUGGAGAUCUACAUCUGAUGUGUUCUUGUCCUCCGAUUGAAGAUUGGAUAGAAUAA